This is a messenger RNA of Zerene cesonia (dogface butterfly), 3069 nucleotides long. RefSeq lists its product as uncharacterized. Lineage: Eukaryota; Metazoa; Arthropoda; Insecta; Lepidoptera; Pieridae. The coding region runs from base 109 to 2958 and encodes 949 amino acids. Gene Ontology annotation, biological process: carbohydrate metabolic process. Gene Ontology annotation, molecular function: carbohydrate binding; hydrolase activity, hydrolyzing O-glycosyl compounds. The transcript is spliced from 19 exons. The record is from RefSeq and is a predicted model, not a curated record.
UAAUUCAAGCUUUGCACAGUAAUUGGCGACAAUAUUAUAAUAUCCUUGUGUAAACUGUAUAAGAGCAAGUGAAGCUUCUCCAGACUCGUCCGAUUCGUCAGUAACAAAAUGUCAUUCAUACGGAGUGGUGUAAUAUUGUUUUCCUUAUUGUUACCGAUAUGUGCAGAAUUUGUGUUCCCAAAAGUUAUAUUGCAAGCACUAACUCCUAAGGGGUUUAGAGCUAUUCUUAAUGAUGACCCGAAAAUAACAGCAUUCUACAUAGACGCCGCAUUCUAUCGGGAGGCAAUAUUUUCUGAAGAAUAUGUAGACCAACGCGUCAGAGGUUUUGGUACGAAGCAGGCGUACGGUUGGGUAUUCGAAGAGCCAGAUAUAACAGUCAAGUUGAAUAAAUACAUUGAGUAUAGAGUUUUCGUAUCAACCGGGUAUGGCAAUGUUGGUGGUAAAGACGAGGAUGGUCUGUCCACCCUCGUAAUGCGAGGAUAUGCCAGCCCUAAAUAUACGGAAAUGUUGAAAUCGUACGUAGACCCAUUAGCCCACGGGCCCUUGUGUCCCGAGUCCAUAACGAAGGUUCGGGGACGCCGCGUGUGCGCUGGCGAGACAAUAUUUGAGGACGACUUCAAUAGCUUUCAAGAAGACAAUUGGCAGAUCUCUCAUUACAUACCUAUCGAUCACCCGGAACAUCCAUUCGUAUCUUACCAACGUCUCCAGAAGGAUCCAACAGUGCUGGUGGCAAAUGGUACUCUCCGAAUCUCUCCCAAACUCCAACAAGAUUUAUUUGUGAAUACAAACCAAUCGAUAUUUUCAGGCACUUUGGAUUUGACUAGCGGCUGCACGGAGUUGCGAAUAUGCUCCAUGUCGGCUAUCGGAGUGGACAUAGUCCCUCCCGUGGUCAGCGGUCGCAUCACCAGCGCUCGCUUCGCGUUCACCUACGGCACUGUGUAUAUACGAGCUAAGGUGCCGCAAGGAGACUGGUUGUACCCAGAGAUUCUUCUCGAGCCGCUUUCAAAAAAAUAUGGCAACCUGAACUACGCUUCUGGAGUUUUGAAAGUAGCUAUGGUGCAUGGCAACACGGACAUUAAUAACGAGAGAUAUAGCAAUAACUGGCUUACUGGAGGUCCCAUUAUAAACUCACGAUGUCGCACUGCUCUUGAAGCAGCACAAUCUGAUGUUGAUUCAAUACCUUCAGUAACUUUAGAUGCGUCUGCGUACAUGAUAGGGGUCGCUAUUGCUGUAUCGUUCUACUUAACCCUCGGUGUCGCCGUGGGGGGUAUCGUAGAGUUCCCCGACGGUCUGACCACUGGGGAACAAUUAGCGAAGCCGUGGCGCAAUCGCGGCAGAAAGGCCGGCUUCUCCUUCUGGCAGGACAAGGAUAACUGGCAUCCGUCUUGGACUCAGCCGGAGUUGAUAAUAGACUACGUGAAAGUGAUUACACAAAUUUUUAUCAAACUUGAGAAAUUAAUUAUUUUAAUGUUAACAGAAUUGAAAUGGAGUCUUUCUCAUCACAUCUUUGACCUCAGUAUGAAAAUGGCGCUAAAGCUGAUCGGACGCAUUUUAAUUCUAUUUUUAGUAUUAGCUGGUGCAUCCGCACAGUUCAGUAUCCCCGAUGUGACAAUCCAGGCAUUCAAACCUAAGGGAAUCCGAGUUUCAAUACCAGAUGUUUCUUCAAUAUCGCUAUUUGUAUUCCAUGGGAAUAUAAAUAAAGGUAUAAAUAACACGGAUGUUGGUCAAAUAUCAGGAGAAAUCACAGCACCAACGAGUGGAAUAUGGGUGUAUGAAAACCUCGAUAUAGUCCUAAAACUCAAUGACGUCAUCCACUAUUAUGUUUAUGUUGUUAUCAAUAGAAAAGGCUAUGUUAAAGAUAACCUAGUAUUUGUAGUUAAAGAACUGGUGGAUCGACUGGCUCCAUGGUCGCCUUCAAAACCGCCUUCGCAAUGUCGGAGUACUCUGACACAAGUGCGAGAUGGCAAAGCGUGUGCUGGACAAGUUAUACUUGAAGAUAACUUUGAUACACUUAACGAAGAUUUGUGGUACAUCGAGCAGUAUAUACCCGAACAACCGGACUAUCCGUUUGUAUCAUACCAACGUCCACCAAAAAGUCAAACAGUACAAGUUAAGAAUGGAAAUUUGGAAAUAGCCCCUCAACUCCUUCAAAACUUACCGGGAUUUACCAACAAUUCGAUAUACUCCGGUACCCUCGAUUUAACGAGGAGCUGCACAAGAAGGACAAUGUAUUCUGGAUGCAGUAAAAGUGCUUGGGGACCGAACAUAUUGCCUCCAGUGGUGACCGGGAGAUUGACCUCAAAGCUCUCCUUUAAAUAUGGUCUAGUGGAAAUCAGGGCAAAACUGCCUCGUGGCGAUUGGCUUUAUCCAGAUAUCCUCUUGGAGCCCUUAUUGAAUAAAUAUGGGUUUAUGAAAUACGCAUCGGGAAUGAUAAGAAUCGCUGGAGCACGGGGGAAUAGUGAACUGAUGUUUGCAAAUGAAAAUAUUGGGAAUCAGCUUCUAUAUGGAGGACCAGUCAUGGAUUACAAAUGUCGUCAAUACUUCAUCAGAACAAAAUAUUCUGGGAUUCCUUGGUCUAACGAUUUCCAUCUUUAUGCUGUGCUGUGGGAACCAAGUCGAAUAACCUUAACCGUUGAUGGUGAGGAAUGGGCCCGUGUGGAGCCAGCAUCGAAUGGAUUGAAAGGUCUGCUGCCUUGGGACUGUCCACUACCCCGCGAUCUACUCAACGGUGGGACCAGCAUGGCUCCAUUUGACGAUUAUUUCUACGCAACAUUAGGGCUGUCAGCUGGUGGGAUAUCCGAGUUUCCAGAUGGCGUCUACACAUCUGGGUUUCACGCGAAACCCUGGAGAAACGGCGGUCUAAAAGCGAUGCUGAAGUUCUGGCAAGAUAUGGACGCCUGGUGGCCGACGUGGACAGAACCAUUAGUCAUUGAUUAUAUUCGAAUUAAGGCCCUUUAGAUUAGCGUUAGUUUACGUUAAUGAAACAUCUUUUUAUCCAUACGGAAUGCUUUAUAAUUUUGAUUUUUGCAUUAAAAAUUAUUGUUUUCAAUAAAACAAUAAGACAAUCGA